AUGUGCGCGGUGUCGAGUGUCACGGUGAACAACCCCGUCGGGCCGUCCCCAGUCCAGCACGAACCAGAGGGAUACUUAUCUAAAUACACCAUGAGCAAUCCCAGCAACCCACGAGUGUUUUUCGAUUUCUCGGUCGAUAAUGGACCGGCGAGACGGGUUAUCUUCGAGCUCUUCAAAGAUCGUGUACCUAUCACGACCGAAAAUUUUCGCGCACUUUGCACGGGCGAGAAAGGGUACAGUACUAUCGCACCAGAAACACCGUUAUGCUACAAGGGAUCACCAGUCCAUCGAAUUGUCCCCAACUUUAUGAUCCAAGGUGGUGAUAUUAUCCAGCAAAAUGGGAAAUCUGGUGAAUCCAUUUAUGGUGGUGAAUUUGACGAUGAGAAUUUCGAACUGGCUUGUGACCGAGAGGGUUUGCUCGUCAUGGCCAACAAGGGUCCCAAUACCAACCAAUCUCAGUGGUUUAUCACUUUGGCACCGGCAGAACAUCUUACAGGAAAGCAUGUGGUCUUUGGUCGAGUCCAGUCCGGGUUUGAGGUCGUUCAAGAGAUAGGUGGGCUCGAGACUGAUAAAAAGCAUCGACCUUUGGGCGGAGCCGAGUUUGUGAAGAUCGUACAUUGUGGUCAAUUGGAGCGCAAACAGAAACCCCGGCCGGAGAAAGCUGCCGAUGAUUCCCAUAUGAACAGGACUGAUUCGCACCAUGAUCGAAAACGUCACUCUCGCUCUCCAAGUGAGACAUCUACGGCUUCGCAACGGUCGCACUCGAGUUCUGGUAGCUCUGAAUCUUCUGAUGCGGCACGGAGAAGACGGAGGCGAGAAAAGAAGGAGAAAAAAAAGUCUCGCAAAUCUCACAAAUCCUCGAAGUCCAAAAAACUUAAGUUCAAAGAACAAACCAAGGAAGACGAUCCUUCAGAGACCGAAGAUCCUCGCGCCCAAGAGGAGCUGGCGCUGAUGACAGUAGAGCUGGAACAUCAACAGGCCGAACGACGGCGUCAAGAAGAAGAAGAGUUGGUCCGGCUCGCAGAAGAAAAAGCACGCAAAGCUCGGGCUCUCGAACUUCUUAAGAACAGCCAACAGCGGAAAGAGGGCGGCGUAAUUUUUAAAGGACGUGGGACGAUGCGAUAUCGUGACGAUGAGGUGACGUUCGGAAAGAGGGCUUGGAAGGACUGA
Messenger RNA from Puccinia triticina, 1170 nucleotides. RefSeq lists its product as uncharacterized. The record is from RefSeq and is a predicted model, not a curated record. Gene Ontology annotation, molecular function: peptidyl-prolyl cis-trans isomerase activity. Gene Ontology annotation, biological process: protein peptidyl-prolyl isomerization; protein folding. Gene Ontology annotation, cellular component: intracellular membrane-bounded organelle. The transcript is spliced from 8 exons. Bases 1 to 1170 code for a protein of 389 amino acids. Lineage: Eukaryota; Fungi; Basidiomycota; Pucciniomycetes; Pucciniales; Pucciniaceae.